Messenger RNA from Adelges cooleyi (spruce gall adelgid), 714 nucleotides. RefSeq names its product multiple inositol polyphosphate phosphatase 1-like. The transcript is spliced from 5 exons. Gene Ontology annotation, molecular function: acid phosphatase activity; inositol phosphate phosphatase activity. Bases 1 to 714 code for a protein of 237 amino acids. The record is from RefSeq and is a predicted model, not a curated record. NCBI's taxonomy places the organism in Eukaryota, Metazoa, Arthropoda, Insecta, Hemiptera, Adelgidae.
AUGUCGUCUUUACGUUUUGUAAUUUCCGCUCAAACAUUUAUGCAAAACGUUUUGAACGAUGACAAUUUUGAAAUUGUCACCGAAUCACAUGUAUGUGACCGUAGUGAUAUCUUAAUAGAGAUAGACAAUAUGAUGAAAGCCGAUAAGAAUAUCGCUGAGAUACAACCAUAUUAUAAGGAUCAAGUAAAAGAAUUCGAGGCGGGCCCUCACAUGACUGGUGUCGUGCAAAGGGUUGCAGCCAAAUUGGGCAUAGAAUCUAAAGAACUGAACCCUGAGAUAAUAACAGCUAUGUACGAAGUGAGUGCUUACGAAUAUUCUAUUGACCAAAAUAGGAUACCGCCUUGGUACAAAGUAUUCUGCCCAGAUGACCUUGAAAUUCUGGAGUAUGCCUGGGACAUUUCUUGGUAUUAUGUUAUUGGUUAUGGAAAUCCUUAUAACGCAAAACUCGCUUGUCCGACGGCCAUACGUCUCGAAGAAAGGUUCAGAAACAAAAUCAGUGGAGAAGGACCGGAUGGUGUAUUCUACUUUGCAAGCGAGAAGAACGUAUUGGUUAUGCUCAUCAUGUUAGGCCUAGCUAACGGUGACGCUCCAUUUACAGCAUCCAACUACAAAUGUAUGAAGGAUCUUGAAUGGAGAACUUCGUUGUAUGGUCCAUUUGCUGCAAAUUUUAUAGCAGUGAUUAUAAAGUCGCAUUUUAUUUCAACGAAAAACUAA